Penicillium taxi is the source of this 996-nucleotide messenger RNA. RefSeq lists its product as uncharacterized. Lineage: Eukaryota; Fungi; Ascomycota; Eurotiomycetes; Eurotiales; Aspergillaceae. The coding region runs from base 1 to 996 and encodes 331 amino acids. The transcript has 2 exons. The record is from RefSeq and is a predicted model, not a curated record.
AUGUGGCUCAGUCAUAUAACUCAUUUCUGGUCUUUAAAAACUUUUACUAUCACAUUGAAUAUUUCUUCCUUUUUUCUUCAUGCAACUGCUUUCCCUACGCUGGGAUUUGAGAGCGAUCCUCUUCCGCAACUUCAUGAGCAGGAGUCCGAAGGGCAGGAGCAUUAUAUUGAAGUUCGUGAUAGUAGCGUUAAUGAAUGGGGAACAGCACUCACGAAGGGAUCAGAGCUAAACUGCGGCAUGGAGAAAACAGGAGCUUCAGCUGCUACUUGCUUUUCAAAACCAACCCAACUCACAAGUGGCUUUCAACAGUUCAUUGAUCUAAAGAAAUGGGGUUGGAUAACUUACGAACAAGACUUCUACAAGUCUAAUAUACCAUAUGUUUCAAUUACAGCCACCCUUGAUCAGCUCAGUAUUGAACCUGAUGAUUUGAUAUACACUGAAACAAGACAUGAUGCAGAUGUCACUGUGAAUCGCGUGGAAUACGAUAGCACCGGCGCGCAUUAUAACAAUGCGUAUGCACCUGAUAAUGGAUUGAUCAUAGCAGAUGACAGUAAAAGCCCUGCAAGCAUGAGCCAGGACUGCCUAGUUGAUCCAUUGCCCAAGCUCCAGCGCUGGUCUGAUGUUUCGUUUUUGACAUGGGAAGAAAUCUGUCGCCAGAAGCAGAAGUCAGUCCAGGGUUUGAAAUAUAUCAUUCAGAAUUGGAUCGAAAAUGAGACCACGGAGAGCAUUCUACGAAGAGCCCUUGGAGAACCGAGCAAUUUCAACGAUUGGAAAAAAUACCAGGAUGGCAUUAUUCUGGACAACGAGAACAGCCCUAACGCAUUCGCUGCUGUGCUCGGAUCUCCCAAUGGCGCAGGCACGGCUUGGAUGCUUAUUCAACAUAGAAACCAGCUGGGACCGAAAAAAAUAUUUCAAAUUACUGUUCUUGGAAUUGGGGCGCAGCUACUUGAAGUAAAGUGGCAUCCGGCUUUGAUAUUCAAUAUCACGGAUCUUUAG